Molecule: messenger RNA, 2310 nt
Organism: Symbiodinium sp. CCMP2456
Lineage: Eukaryota; Dinophyceae; Suessiales; Symbiodiniaceae
Source: the annotation of a GenBank genome assembly
AUGUCCAUGGCCGAGUGGUCUGCCAGCCCGGCUGUGAAGCAGGAACUCUGCCAGCUUCGUGCCGGGCUCACCGACUCGAAGGCGCGGCACCUCGACACAGCUCUGCUUCUGGAGCGGCUGUCAGGCCAGAAUGCUGCGCUGCGCCUGCAGCUCCGAGAGGGCCGAGAGGCUCAGCCGGAGGCAGGAGCUCAGUCCUCUCUGCGCACGUCCAGGUCUUGUCCAACUUCCAGAGCGGACAAAGAAAACCGCAGUGAACUGCCAUCGGCAUCGGAGAAGCCGUGCACACCCAAGAGGCCGCAGGUGCAGAUCCCAUGCUCGGGAGGGCAAGUCGCAGGCGAGCUCGGGCUUUUAAGGCACCGGGUCUGGCAGCUGGAAAGAGAGCUGGAGGUAGAGAAGCGACGCAGCGCAGCGCUUCAGAAGAGAGUGGAUGGGCAAGAAGCGCAGAAAGCAAGCGAGGCUACAGAUGUGGCACAGCUGAGAAGCGAGCUUGCUUCUUUGCGAACAUGGGCGAAGCAGGUGCGGCUGGAGCAUGCAGCAGAGCAGGCCACAGCGGUCGCAGAGGCUUCCUCUCACUUCCUUCAGGCGCGAAUGAACGCCGACAAGCACACCGCCCAUGGGGAGACAGCAGACCAGCUUCGACAUGAAUUGCGGCGAGAAGUUGAGGCAGCCCGUCUGCUCCACAAGGAGGAAAUCCGAGUCGCCACAGCCGAGCUUUCUGCGCAACACACCUCGAACGAGUUGCGGGAGGAGUUGGCGGCUGCUGAGGUCUGCCGACAGUCCUGUGAAGAGAGUCGGCAGAAAGCCCGCCUGGAGGAGGAGGAGCUUGAGGCGAUCUCGACACUGCUCAGAACCGAAGUGAUCCAAUCGGAGAAGGCGAUGCAUGUGGCGCGUAUGGAGAAUCAAGUGAGGUGCCAGCAAGUCAAGGACCUGCGCCAGAAAGAGGCAGAGGAGCAGCAAGAGUACGACUCUUUGGCUUUAGAUCGCGACCGCUGGCGUGUGUGCUCCGCGAGCAUGGGCGAGAAUUACCAUCGAGAAGUCCUCGCUGCACAGCUCGAGCUAUCUGUGCGCAACCAGGAAGUGAGCCAGGCAUGCGCUGAGCUGCGUUCGGAGCUCACCGCAGCAGAGGCUGAGGUCAAUCCGCUCCGGACCAAGCUCCAAGAGGUAUCGGGCGAGAAUUCAUCUUUGUUGCAUGAAGGACGCUCUCUGAGGGAGCAAUUGGUGGAGUCUUUGCGAGAGGCCUCACGCAAUGGGGACCGACUCCUCGUGUCAUGGGAGAGGUGCAGAGCCGCCAGCGAGGAGGUCUCCUGUCUAAAAGCCGAGUUGGCCCAAGCUCGCGAGGAGGUCGCGGAGGUGGCAGAGGCGCUCGUGGAAGAGCAGUCCCAGGCGUCAGACCUGCGCUGCCGCCUGCGCAAGCCCGCGACUCACGAAAAAGAGCUUCGGAGAACGAGGACCGGUGGAGUCGGAGCUCCCGAGGAACUCCAGAUCCUCGUGAACGCGAGGCCGUGUGCAAAUCUCCACCACUCUGGAGCCCUGCACAAGAUCUGUGCCCUCCAGUCCUGCAAGCAGCUGGCAGCCCCCUUGCUCGCCGGAGCUGCCCUCGUUGCUGGCACGGCGGCAGCCUUGGGGUUCGUUGCUGGCCUCCAACUGGCUUGGGUCCGCUUGUCGCCGCGAGUAAGACGGAGACUGCACCGCGAGAAAAACCACAAUGGCCAGGGGGAGAGCAAUGGGGACAGGACCGCACCGUUGGGGGUUGUUUGCGAAUGUGGAGCUAUUAUCCAGGGCAAAUGCACUCCUGAGGAAAUUGCCAGACAUAAAGCCUCGAACCGCCACAAGCGCAACAUGCUGCGGCACAGCAGCAGGGAGGUUGUGGCUUGCGAGGAGGUGUCCGAGUACCGCGCUGCCGUUCUGGCUUUGGUGAACUCCAACGACGUGGUCUUGGAGGUGGGUUCGCAUGUGGGCGGCACAACCAAGGUGAUCGCAUCCGUGGCUGGUCGGGUGGUUGGCGUUGACCAGCAGCCAGAACUCGUGGCGCAGGCUCGCCAAAACUAUCCGGAAAUCCAGUUCGAGAACUUCGAUGCCUUUGACUCCACAAAGCUGGUGGCUUUGGCCAAGUCACUUCCUCAGCGCAUCACCAAGGUUUGCAUCGACAUCAGCGGCAGCCGCGACCUGGCUACUGUAAUCAGACUGAUGGACUUAAUUGACAAGACGAUCAACCCGGACAUAAUGCUCGUGAAGUCACAGGCAUUGAAGAAGAUGCUGUUACGAGCUCGUCUAUGGAUCGAGCAUCCUUUGAAUGCCAAAGUGCUUUGA